AUACAAAUUUAGAAAUAUCUGUACAUGCACAUGAUUUUUUUUAAACUCUACCUUUUCUAUUACAGUAUAGUACUGUACUGUACAGUAAACCCUCACUGACGGCAAGUUUACCAUCCUCGGCUUAGAGUACUGUAUCCAAGUUUUAUAUACUGUACUGUAUUGCAAACCAGUUUACUAAUUGUUUUAUCCGGUAUUAAGUAUCCUUGAGUUUCAACAGCCACUGCAGGAAAUUUUUGGUUCCAUUGCAGCAGGGCCGAAGGGCACCCAGGAUCCUGGCACGGGCCUCGAUGGUUGUGGCUGAAAUAUACACAAGUGAGCUCACAAUGUCCCCUACAUUUAUUGCACUCUCUCGGCCUUCCAUGCUUGUUCUUGCAGCGACUCUGACCCUGCGAACAUCCCUAUGAUGCUGCUCUCAAUAUAUUCAUAUUAACUCUACAUAUUAUCAUUUUUGCCCUGAAAUAUGGCCUCAAAGCAUAAAUCAAGUGAUAUGAGUGGUGCUACUCCAAAGAGGACGAAAAAGGUAAUUUCACUGGAACAGAAAAUGAAAUUCCUUGCUGGACUUGCACAGGGUGAAAGCGUAACGUCUGUCAGCAGGCAUCUUUGUUCUAAUAAGUCAACUGUGAGAACUGUAAAGAAAAGGGAAGAUACCAUUAGGGCGAAUGUGAUGGGAAGCGCACAGAAGAACACCGUGACAUGUAUGCUCCUUGUCAAGAAAAAGCAGAGAAUGCGCUCUCUUUGUGGAUCGAGGGUAUGGCACAAAGAAAAGUGACUGAAUAGCAACAUGACCUGCAGGUAAAAUGGCAUCUGUCAGCCCAGAAGAAACAGUGGAAAAUGAUGCCAUGCCAAGGGAGCUGGCUGCUGAGAGCAAACUGUAUGUCGAUGUAGGAGUAGAUUACAUCCCAAUUGUGUAUCGAGAUGAAUAUAACAUCCAUUUGCUUGGUUUGGAGAAACUACAUCCAUUUGAUGCCUGCAAGUGGGGGAAUGUAAUUAAGAAUUUAAAGAAGAAAAACCUCCUUAAAGGUCUAAACUUAGCAACUCCCAAUGAAGCAACAGAGGCUGACCUAAGGCUGGUUCAUUCAGCUUCAUAUCUAAGAAGUCUCAAGUGGAGCAUCAAUGUGGCAAAGAUCAUUGAGGUUGCUCCGGUAGCACUUGUACCCAAUAUAGUGCUGCAAAAGAGAGUACUGAAACCAUUCAGAUAUCAGGUUGGAGGAAGUGUCUUGGCUGGGAAACUGGCUAUUGAGCGAGGUUGGUCAAUCAAUGUUGGAGGCGGAUUUCACCACUGCUGGGGAAAUAAGGGUGGUGGAUUUUGUGCAUAUGCUGAUAUCACCCUCACUGUGCACUUCAUUCUCAACCACUACCCUCAUGUGGAAAGAGUCAUGAUUCUUGAUCUGGAUGCUCAUCAGGGUAAUGGUCAUGAACGGGACUUCAUUGGACGAAAGGAUAUUUACAUUCUUGAUAUGUAUAAUAAAUAUAUAUAUCCCAAUGACACAUAUGCAAAAGGAGCAAUUAGUCGCAAGAUUGAACUAUUUGCAUACACUGAAGAUGAGGAAUAUCUUGACAGAGUUAAUGUUCAUGUUGAGGGAGCCCUUAAUGAAUUUAGUCCUCAUGUGGUGAUCUACAAUGCUGGAACUGACAUAUUGGAAGGCGACUGCUUAGGUCUUCUCUCCAUUACCAAACAGGGAAUUAUUGAAAGGGAUGAGAUUGUGUUCCAGAAAGUACGGCAGCGAAGUAUCCCAAUUGUUAUGUUAACAAGUGGAGGAUACCAGCGAGUAACAGCAGCUGUCAUUGCAGAUUCAAUAGCCAACCUCAACAAAAAGUCACUUAUUGAUAUGUCCUCCCAUUAAUGCACUCAUUUGCAGUGGCUGUAUAUAAGUAUUUACUCUUCUUUUUCCAUAUGGCUCCAGUGCAAUCUUGAAUUUGUAUGGUGAGUCAAUUAUUAUUAUUUUUUUUAUCUUCAUUAGUACACUGUAUAUGUCCAUGGCUUUGUGAGAUGCAAAUAUAACAUGAAUACAGAUAAACCUCAAGAUACGAUGGGGUUACGUUCCUGAAAACCCAUUGCUAGGUGAAUUAUCGUAGAUAGGGUGCAAUAUAACAUGGGGUUCAAUGGGAUACAUUCCCAGCCAGUCCCCAAACACACAUGUAUCACCGACAAAACAAUUCCUACAGUACUACUAUCAGUACAAGACAAUUUAACAACACAUGUCCCCUUCGAGGCUAAGGGGGCUCUUGUAGUGGAGUUGAGCCGUCACUCUGACUCCCACACAGCCUCUGUGGAGUCUCAUGCUGCUUAACAAUGUCAAGCUUCACCUCAGAGACACAGUUGUCUUUGAUGCCUUGGCCUUCCCAGACAUUUCUAAAGUUAUACUGCUCACUUCACAGUCACAAAAAUAACAAAAACACUUUUCACAAAAACACAGCAAAUGAUGAUAACAAAAACAAUGAUAGCGGCUGACACUGCUUACAUUUUCAAAACAAUAGAGUUGAUGCACCUUACACUACAGUCACAAAAACACAGAAAAUAUCACUUCACAGUCAUCAUAACACAGUUCAAUCUAAAUGUUAGUGAUGUCCUCUCACUAUAUGAAAAAUAAAUAAAACAUCAAUAAUAAGUACCAUGUACGAUGCUGGCCGAUAAUCGUGGAGCCAUGCGAUGGUGGGUUUACAUUUGACAAAGAACCAAACUCAGGGCUGUAGUGCACGGGUUGGCUUUGUGGUGGCGUGUGGGUAGGCUUACAAGUGAAGGUGGAGAUGCUUCAUGCAAAGGAUUAAAUAUUGAUUCCUUAUAAGUGUCACUGAGUUGUCAUAGAAAAAUAUAAUUUGCAUUGCUGUAAUCCUUACAAGACAACAAUUACAGUCAACCCUCACUUUACGCGGUCCCACAUUCCGCGUUUCCACGUUUACACGGUGCCCUGCCA
This is a messenger RNA of Homarus americanus (American lobster), 2915 nucleotides long. It is a transcript of the gene HDAC11, whose product is annotated as histone deacetylase 11-like. The record is from RefSeq and is a predicted model, not a curated record. The coding region runs from base 798 to 1844 and encodes 348 amino acids. Gene Ontology annotation, molecular function: histone deacetylase activity. The transcript is spliced from 9 exons. Lineage: Eukaryota; Metazoa; Arthropoda; Malacostraca; Decapoda; Nephropidae.